UUGACCCAUACAGACCAAUGUUAACAGUGCUAUUACUUUGUAUGACACUAUAGUGGUAGGCUUGAUUAUCGAUGAGACGACCUACAGGGAGAAGGUGAGGGCCCUCGGAGUGUGGUGUCAGGAAAAUAACCUCACAAUCAAUGUCAACAAAACAAAGUAGAUGAUCGUGGACUUCAGGAAACAGCAGAGAGACCACCCCCCUAGCCACAUUGGCGGGACAGUAGUGGAGAAGGUGGAAAGUUAAGUUCCUCGGUGUACACAUCACGGACAAACUGAAAUGGUCCACCCACAUAGACAGCGUGGUGAAGAAGGCACAACAGCGCCUCUUCAACCUCAGGAGGCUGAAGGAAUUUAGCUUGUCACCGAAAACACUCAGUUUGUGAGUUACAGAUGCACAAUCGAGAGCAUCCUGUCGGACUGUAUCACCGCCUGGUAUGGCAACUGCUCCGCCCACAACCGUAAGGCUCUCCAGAGGGUAGUGAGGUCUGCACAACGCAUCACCGGGGGCAAGCUACCUGCCCUCCAGGACACCUACACCAUCCGAUGUCACAGGAAGGCCAAAAAGAUCAUCAAGGACAACAACCACCCGAGCCACUACCUGUUCACCCCGCUAUCAUCCAGAAGGCGAGGUCAGUACAGGUAUCUCAAUGCCAUCAGACUGUUAAACAGCCAUCACUAACAUUGAGUGGCUGCUGCCAACAUACUGACUCAAAUCUCUAGCCACUUUAAUAAUAAAAAAAUUGAUGUAAUAAAUGUAUCACUGGUCAGUUAAACAAUGGCACUUAAUGUUACAUACCCUAAUGUUUACAUACCCUACAUUACUCAUCUCAUAUGUAUAUACUGUACUCUAUACCAUCUACUGCAUCUUGCCUAUGCCGUGCUGCCAUCGCUCAUCCAUAUAUUUAUAUGUACAUAUUCUUAUUAAUUCCUUUACACUUGUGUGUAUAAGGUAUUUGUUGUGAAAUUGUUAGAUUACAUGUUAGAUAUUACUGCAUGGUCAGAACUAGAAGCACAAGCAUUUGGCUACACUCACAUUAACAUCUGCUAACCAUGUGUGUGACAAAUAACAUUGGAUUUGAUGUAUUACUUUGUAUGAUUAAACAGAGGCCUUAGUCAAAAUAUAUAUGGAAAUCAAGUAGAAUGUAUUUCCAUCUCAUAGGAGACAGUAUAGAGUAGACAUGAAUUAUAUAAUGUUAUUUCAAGGAAUGUUCCACUACCAAAAAAUAAAAACAACUUUUUAAAGGGCUAAAUCCGGUUUGCAGAAGAGCCGCAUUAUGGCAUGAUUGAAAUUUAAAGGUAAUUUCCGAUUGAGAAGACAAAAUGCAGCGUUUUACUGUGAGUCUCCGCGAACAUUGGAACUAUCACGUUCUGACCUUUGUUUUGUCUUUAUUUAGUAUGGUCAGGGCGUGAGUUGGGGUGGGCAGUCUGUGUUUGUUUUUCUAUGUUUGGUUUCUGUUUCUGCCUAGUAUGGUUCUUCAUCAGAGGCAGGUGUCGUUAGUUGUCUCUGAUUGAGAAUCAUACUUAGGUAGCCUGGGUUUCACUGCUGGUUUGUGGGUGUUUGUUGCCACACGGUACUGUUUCGGUUUUUGUAGAUUUCACGUUAUCGUUUGAGUGUUCAUUUGUCUUUAUUAAAAACAUUAUGGACACUUACCACGCUGCAUCUUGGUCCGAUACUUACUCUUAAGACGAAGAGGAGAUCUGCCGUUACAGGGACAUUGCCUUUAAAUUUAAAUCGCUCUAUAGUAUGGAUCUUCUGCAGUAUGGGUUUAAUCUUAACCUACUACAAUAACCUAACCAUAACAUGGUGAGAACUAAAGCUAAAUAUGCCACGAAGCAUGUACAGAAGUUCAGAGACACCUGGAAAUCUCUAUUUGCAGAAGAUUAAGAUAAGCAUCAGCUGUUUUCUUCCUUUACUCAUCUUUCAUAGACCUGUUUUACGGCGCAAGGGAGGAAGCCACUCGAUAAAACAAUAACUUUCGAAAAACAUAUGUUGCAAUGGUCUGUCUGAGUAAAUGUUUCAUUCUGUGGCCGUCCUCUUCCCCCUAGGAGUCUGCCGCCUACACUCAUCCUGAACAUGCUGUGGCUGGCUGUGUAUAUAUAUAUAUAUCUGUCUGAUCUCUGCUACCAUCUAGUGUCUCCACUGUAUCUCAACACCAAUGAAUAAGGAAAACAAUCACUGGUUCCUUGUUCUAGUCCCUAACACCUUGGUGUUUUCAGAUCUCUAGGAACUGGAUAGAUAUGAGUUCCAUUAAGUCCAUUACCAAUCACCAUAUUGCUUACACUUAUCCAUUCUCUUCAGAUCUGAAAGUGGUGUCCUGGGAGAAGAGGCUAAUAUGGGCUUGGGGUCAUUUUCAGACUGGACAAGGCAAUGUCACAUUGUGAAGGUUACAAGGACACCUACAGUAUGUUGUGUAUGGGCCCUGUGUGACUGGGUCUUAUGGAUUUCAGGCCUUACUCCAAUGAGUGCUGGAUGCUAGCGAAUGGAGUGUAGGGUUUCUGCUUGUCUAUUGUUGCCAGUGUAAGCUGAUCUGUUACCUGCUCCCUCAAUACAGGAAUGCGAGCCUGGUUCGCCUGUGUGUGUUAUCGUGUGCAUGUUUGCGUGCACGUGUGUUUGAUUGUGUACGUGGUAGGGCAGAGAGCCCAUCCCAUCGGCCCAAUAGAUGAGGAUAAUAAGCUCUCUCUACCCCUGAGAACCCCACUGUUCUCUGUGGCCUCUUUAAUAUGUAACACACUCCAUUGACAGGCCUAUGAGUGUGAGUUCAGAGGGACGGGCAGCCUGAAAUAUUAAACGGCCUGAGGAGCCGCUGCAGGCUCAAUUUGUUUGCUCAUCAUUAGAGCAGCUUCUGUGGAAGCGUAGAGCUGAACAACAGGGGAGAUAAAGGGAAGAAGACCUACCCUCCAGGGGAUUGUACUAGAGACAACAGGAACUAGGCUAUGUAAUAAGCUCAUCACUCUAUCUGACCCUAUACUGUAGUGUCGAUUUAGUUUGUCAGUAAAGGAGUACAACACUGGACUGGUCCUGGGACGGAGGUUGCUUUGAAAACAGAAGUCAUGGCAGGUCUCCAGGGAACUACCAAGGACCUUUAGGAGGUUUGGAGGACAAACCAGAAGGAUGGAGGAGGAAGCACCAGUACCUGAUGCCCAAGACUUUCAUGCCCCAGAAGCCCCCGCAGAGGCCCCUGACUUAGAGGCCCCAGAAGAUCCCCCUGUAGAGAGUGGUGUGUCGGCCGGAGGAGUUCCACCAUCCAGAGACAGCCGUAAACUGGACUGUAUCAUCUGCUUCUGUGCCUUCAACCUGGCUGAGAGGCUGCCACGCAAGCUCUACUGCGGCCACACCUUCUGCCAGGCCUGCCUGAGACGCCUUGACACCAUCCUCAAUGAGCAGCAGAUGUGGAUCCCCUGUCCACAAUGCCGGCAGAACACUCCGCUACCUCGCGGGGGAGCUACAGCCCUGGACCUGGACCUAGCAGCCUUCCUGGGGGUCAAGGCUGACUUGGACAGCCAGAAGUCCAGCCCCCAGCAGGGAGGAAAAGAACUAGGCAACCAGCUGGAGCUAAAGCCCUCCUUUGGGAAGCAGCCCAUCAUAGAGCAGCCUCAGGCCACCUGGAACCAUGGAGGACUGGCUGAGCCUCGCUUCCACAGGAGCCCUUGCUGCAGGCGCUUCUUCUGCUGCUGGUGGUGCUGCUAGGAUGCCCAGUCAUGUAUGAAUGACAAGAGUUUUUAAAGCAUCUGGGCAGCAGUUUUCCCAUUAGUGCCAGCUGUAAUUGAUUAUAGGAAUGCCUGGGCUUCCAAGGCUAAAACAAUGGAAAAUAUAGGUUAUAACUAGGGCCUGACUGCGUGAUCUGACCAAAGAAAAAUGUACUACUGAAAAAAAAAAAACACUACUGGGGAGAACAGUGUUCACGAGACUGACAAAGUUGUGUGGGGGACAACAUUUUUUCCCCACAUCGUGGGAGAAAGAACGUUUCAGCACUCAAAAUGGGACGCUGGAUAAAGACCUCAAUGACCUCACCUACAACCGAAAGACUCCUCUACUGCCUCCUUUCAACUAUGCAGUUGGACAUAUAGGCUAUUGGUACCUUGAUUGUUGAAAGUCCAUUAUUUUAUACACACUUCGUUGAGUUAUAGUAUAAUUUAUCUAGCCGCUCUAGAAUCUCCCAUUAGUGUUUAAUUGGGUUGAGAUCUGGUGACUGAUAGUCAUCAAACCAUUCAGUGACCACUCGUGCCCUGUGGAUGGGGCAUUGUCAUCCUAUAGUAAGCCAUGGUAGCUCAAAUAUAUGCCUGUCCAGCAUUUUUAUGCAUGACCCUUAAUUAAUUUACAAACCACACCUGUGUGGAAGCACCAGCCUUCAAUAUACUUCGUAUCCCUCAUUUACGUGUUUCCAUUAUUUUGUAUGUAACCAUUUUGUCAUGUGCAAGUGUAAAAGAAUGGAAGAAGAAAAUAUGGAGUUAUCGUUUUUAUUAAAAACUAGACAAAAGGAUCGACUUCUGACA
Molecule: messenger RNA, 4494 nt
Organism: Oncorhynchus nerka (sockeye salmon)
Lineage: Eukaryota; Metazoa; Chordata; Actinopteri; Salmoniformes; Salmonidae
Product: RING finger protein 224-like
Exons: 3
Coding region: 3113-3688 (191 amino acids)
Source: RefSeq, a predicted model, not a curated record